AAGGGGGCGUGAAAAGGAGGCGAAGUUCCGGUCGGGAGCUCCGCUGCGGCCUAGUCGGCCAGAACGAAGCCGGGGCCUUGCGUAGCGCGCUUAGCCGGGCGGGAGAGGGGUGGAGCCGGGCUCCGAACCGGACCGUCCCCCCUUUUUCCCUCGCUCUUUUCGCAUCCGCUUCCCUUUCCUUUCGGCUCCUUCUCGGGGCUCCUUUCGAGAGUUCUACCUUGUAAAUACUGUUAUUUGUAUAUACUGUAAAUGAUGACCUCGGUGGGCACGAACCGAGCCCGGGGAAGCUGGGAGCAGACGCAGACGCAGAACCAGGCACAGCACAAGCAGCGGCCACAGGCUACUGCAGAGCAAAUUCGGCUUGCACAGAUGAUAUCGGACCACAAUGAUGCUGACUUUGAGGAGAAGGUGAAACAACUGAUUGACAUCACGGGCAAGAACCAGGAUGAGUGUGUGAUCGCCCUCCAUGACUGCAACGGGGAUGUCAACAGAGCCAUCAACGUGCUGUUAGAAGGGAACCCAGACACGCACUCCUGGGAGAUGGUUGGGAAAAAGAAGGGUGUUUCAGGACAAAAGGAAAGCGGACAGAUGGAACCCAGCGAAGAAGGCAAAGAAAACCGAGAGAGGGAGCGAGACUUCAGCCGGCGACGGGGUGGUGGAUUGCCAAGAAGGGGCCGAGGAACAAGCCGUGGGAGAGAGUUUCGGGGCCAGGAGAAUGGAUUGGAUGGCGGCAAGACAGGUGGAUCUUCUGGAAGAGGCACAGAGAGAGGGCGACGGGGGCGUGGGCGAGGCAGAGGUGGCUCUGGAAGGCGGGGAGGAAGGUUCUCAGCCCAAGGCAUGGGAACUUUCAACCCUGCAGACUAUGCGGAGCCUGCUAGUACGGAAGAAGGUUAUGGGAACAGUACCAGCAACACAUGGAACAACACUGGGAGUUUUGAGCCGGAUGACGGGACGAGAGUUGAUUACAUUAGGGGUGAGGGGUCAAAUUAUCCCCGAAAAUUUGACACUGCUCCUGGUACGAGAAAUCCAGGUGCGUGGAGGACAGCAACGGAGGAGUGGGGGACUGAGGACUGGAAUGAAGAUCUUUCAGAGACCAAGAUCUUCACUGCAUCCAAUGUCUCCACUGUGCCUCUGCCUGCAGAAAAUGUGACCAUCACGGCUGGACAGAGAAUUGACCUUGCGGUGCUGUUAGGAAAGACCCCUUCUUCUCUGGAGAAUGAGUCGCCCAACCUGGAUUCCUCGCAGGCACCCACCCUCAGCCAGCCGCUGGUGUUCAGUAAUUCCAAGCAGAGCGCGAUAUCCCAGCCAAGUUCGGGGAACACCUUCUCCCACCAUGGCAUGGUCAGCAUGCUGGGAAAGGGGUUCAGUGACGUUGGCGAGGCCAAAACCAGCAGCGCCACCACGACCACGGGCUCACAGUUCCUGGAACAGUUCAAGACUGCUCAGGCUUUGGCUCAGCUGGCAGCUCAGCACCCCCAACCGUCUGGGAACAGCAGCACGGCCGCCUCCUGGGAUAUCAGCACCACCAGCCAGUCCUCAUCUCUUGUGCAGUAUGACCUGAAAAACCCUUCGGAGUCUGCUGUGCACAGUCCAUUUGCCAAGCGGCAGGCCUUCCCACCCACCUCCACCAUGAUGGAAGUGUUCCUGCAGGACAAACAGCCUGUGGUGACGGCUUCCGUCACAGCCGCUCCACCGCCUCCAUCAUCCCCCCUGGCCAGCAAAACCAACCCUGUUCCCCAGAUGUCCCCAGGCUCCUCGGACAACCAGUCCUCCAGUCCUCAGCCGGCUCAGCAGAAGUUGAAACAACAGAAGAAGAAAGCAUCCUUGACAUCAAAGAUUCCUGCUCUGGCAGUGGAAAUGCCUGGCUCUGCGGAUAUCUCGGGACUCAACUUGCAGUUCGGGGCAUUGCAAUUUGGUUCAGAGCCCGUCCUCUCGGAGUAUGAAUCGGCGCCAGCCACAAGCACCUCUGUGAGCCAGUCCCCAGGCAGCCUGUACACAAGUACUGCAAGCGAGUCUCUGUCCACGAUUUCAUCCAAUAAGAGCCAGGAGUCGGGAUACCAGAGCAGCACCAUGCCUACAGCAACGUAUACCUCCCAGAACAGCGCUCAGGGACCCCUGUAUGAACAGAGAUCCACACAGACCCGACGAUACCCAAACUCCAUUUCUUCCUCACCCCAAAAAGACUUGACCCAGGCCAAGAAUGGCUUCAGCUCGGUGCCGCCCACACAAUUGCAAACCACGCAGACAACUGAAGGUUCUACAGCCCCUGCGGUGAAAUCAGACUCUCCCUCUGCCCCCACCAUUGCGACCCCGCUGACUGACACUGUGUCUGCAGCAUCCCUGCUCACCACAGCUACCCAACACCCCUCGGUGCUCAGUGGCUUGAAUCAUACUGAGGAGCUCCCCAGCACGGCCACCACACAACACAACAGCAGCACGUUACCCACCCAGCAGAACAGCCUUUCCUCCUCAACUUCCACUGGUCGCACAUCAACUUCAACUCUCUUGCACACCAGUGUGGAGAGUGAAGCUGGGCUCCAUUCUUCCGCAAGCACUUUCUCCACCUCCUCCAGCACCGUCUCGGCCGCCCCGCCUGUGGUCAGCGCCUCCUCGAGUCUGAGCAGCGUCAACAGCUUGGGCCUGAACUUGAGUAGUAACUCCACGGUGACAGCCACGACCCGCAGCUCUGUGGCCACGACGUCAGGAAAGGCUCCUCCCAACUUGCCUCCUGGUGUGCCACCUUUGCUGCCCAACCCGUACAUCAUGGCUCCAGGGUUGUUGCACGCCUACCCGCCACAGGUAUAUGGCUACGAUGACCUACAGAUGCUUCAGACAAGGUUCCCCUUGGACUACUACAGUAUCCCAUUCCCCACGCCAACCACCCCGCUGACUGGAAGGGACGCGAGCUUGAGCAGCAACCCUUACUCUGGUGACCUCACGAAGUUCGGCCGAGGUGACGCUUCUUCCCCUGCGCCAGCGACAACCCUGGCGCAGCCUCAGCAGAACCAGACGCAGACACACCACACCACCCAGCAGACGUUCCUGAACCCGGCCCUGCCGCCCGGCUACAGCUAUACCAGCCUGCCCUACUAUACCGGAGUUCCAGGGCUGCCCAGCACCUUCCAGUAUGGGCCAGCCGUGUUCCCCGUGGCUCCCACUUCUUCCAAACAGCAUAGCGUGAAUGUCAGCGUGAAUGCCUCGGCCACCCCCUUCCAACAGCCUAGUGGCUAUGGCUCUCACGGAUACAGCACAGGUGUGUCAGUUACAUCUAGUAACACAGGUGUGCCGGACAUCUCUGGAUCCGUCUACUCCAAAACGCAGCAGUCUUUUGAGAAACAGGGAUUCCACACCGGAACCCCGGCAGCCUCCUUUAACCUGCCGUCGGCACUGGGCAGCGGUGGCCCCAUCAACCCUGCCACCGCUGCGGCGUAUCCGCCAGCCCCAUUCAUGCACAUCCUGACCCCACAUCAGCAGGCGCACUCCCAGAUCUUGCAUCACCACCUGCAGCAGGAUGGGCAGCCGAUUCUGUACUUGCAACGCCAGCAGGAAGACCAGAGCGGCACCGGCCAGCGCAGCCAGGGCAGCUCCAUCCCGCAAAAGUCGCAGGCCAACAAGUCAGCCUACAACAGCUACAACUGGGGCGCCAAUUGAGGGGCUCUGAGGCUGCCCCACACUUCAACCAAGAGACGGACGGAAGAGCGACAGCGACCCUAACCAAGAAGGAAGAGAAAAAAAACCCCAACCCAACCCCGGAGGAGAGGGGGGAAGAGCUCCCCUGCCCUCGGCACGGCCCUGCAGCCCCGGCGCACCCCGCCAAGCACGGCUGGGCUCUGCGUUCUCCCCCCUCCCCAGCCACCUUUUCCCCCUAUUGUAUGUAAUAUAGAAUUUGUAUCUUUUCUUUUUCUUUUCUUUCUUUUUUUCUUCAUUCAUUCAGAUUACGAGCCGUUCAGCCGUAGGGGCCUUUUUUGGUUUUGUUUUUCUACUCCUUUACUCCUCCUCUUCCCCUUAUCUCCCCCCCCC
Molecule: messenger RNA, 4020 nt
Organism: Sceloporus undulatus (fence lizard)
Lineage: Eukaryota; Metazoa; Chordata; Lepidosauria; Squamata; Phrynosomatidae
Gene: UBAP2L
Product: ubiquitin associated protein 2 like
Exons: 29
Coding region: 250-3651 (1133 amino acids)
Cellular component (GO): nucleus; cytoplasm
Molecular function (GO): protein binding
Source: RefSeq, a predicted model, not a curated record